Myotis brandtii (Brandt's bat) is the source of this 1836-nucleotide messenger RNA. Its product is annotated as DLA class II histocompatibility antigen, DR-1 beta chain. Gene Ontology annotation, molecular function: MHC class II protein complex binding. The coding region runs from base 75 to 878 and encodes 267 amino acids. Gene Ontology annotation, cellular component: late endosome membrane; MHC class II protein complex; lysosomal membrane. The transcript has 7 exons. Lineage: Eukaryota; Metazoa; Chordata; Mammalia; Chiroptera; Vespertilionidae. The record is from RefSeq and is a predicted model, not a curated record. Gene Ontology annotation, biological process: immune response; positive regulation of T cell activation; antigen processing and presentation of exogenous peptide antigen via MHC class II.
GGUGGAGAAGGGUCACAGUCCUCACUGAGUGAGACCCCCCCUGCUCCCUGCCCCUGUCCUCUCUGAGCUCCAGCAUGGUGUGUCUGCGGGUCCCCAGAGGCUCCUGGAUGGCUGCUCUGAAGGUGAUGCUGAUGGCACUGAGCCCUCCCCUGGCUCAGGCCAGGGACACACCAUGGCAUUUCCUGGUGCAGAGGAAGUCCGAGUGUCAUUUCUCCAACGGGACGGAGCGGGUGCGGUACCUGGAGAGAUACAUCUACAACGGGCAGGAGGACGACGUGCGCUUCGACAGCAACGUGGGGGAGUUCAGCGCGGUGACUGAGCUGGGGCGGCCCAUCGCUGAGCACUGGAACAGCCAGGAGGGCCUCCUGGAGGAGAAGCGGGGCUAUGUGGUCACGCUCUGCAGACACAACUACGUGGAGUUUGAGAGAUUCCUGGUGCAUCGGCAAACUGAGCCCACAGUGACCUUGUAUCCUGCAAAGACCCAGCGCCUGCAGCACCACAACCUCCUGGUCUGCUCCGUGAAUGGCUUCUAUCCGGGCCACAUUGAGGUCCACUGGCUGCGCAACGGCCAGGAAGAGGAGGCCGGGGUGGUGUCCACGGGCCUGAUCCGGCGGAACGGGGGGACCUUCCAGACCCUGGUGAUGCUGGAGACAGUUCCCCGGAGCGGGGAGGUCUACACCUGCCAAGUGCGGCACCCCAGCAGCACCAGCCCUGUCACUGUGGAAUGGAGGGCCCAGUCUGGAUCCGCACAGAGCAAGGUGCUGAGUGGAGCCGGGGGCUUCGUGCUGGGCCUGCUCUUCCUCGGGGCGGGGCUGCUCAUCUACUUCAGGGCUCAGAAAGGACACUCUGGACUUCAGCCCACAGGACUCCUGAGCUGAGGUGGCCAUGGGGACAAGGGCAGGAGAGAACCUUCUGUCAGGCCCCUUGGCAGCCUGAAGAGGUUUCCUGCUGGGCUUUCACUCCACAAGGAGAGCCGCCUUGGACUCUGGCUGUGUCCUGGCUCUUGACUCCCCAGCAGCUCCUCCCUGCUGGUUCCUCCCCACCCUGGACCUGGAGGCCCCAGUGUUUGGCUGCAGAACCUUAUAACCAUCCCUCCCUGUCCCUGUGAGUUCAAUCCUCGCUGUCUGAUAAGCACUUUAGCUCACCUCUGCCCUCAUUUCUUUACAAAAUGUUCCUCAAUUAAAUAUGGAGUGAAAUCAUCUGGCUCACAGGCUUCAAGGGCAGGAAGUAGGAAGAAAGGAGCUGCACAGGACCUAGGAGACUGGAUGCCAACAGAGCUGUGCAGGCCAAGGGCCCUAGGCCGCCUCCGAACCCCUCACAUGCAGAGGAGGCACCUGAGCCCAGAAGCCCAGAGCCUCCCAAGUCACACAAGUCAGGAUGGAGACCCAGGUUCCCACCCCAGGCCCACAGCUCACUCGGUGUGACUCCCCCAGGUCAUCAGGAGCCAGGAAGGGGCUGGAGCAGGGAGUGUGGUCCCUGCCCCCUCCCAGGCUUCUGGAGCUCAGUCUGGGAGACAGAGUCAGGAGGAGUCCAGUCCCCUGUGGGCCUAGAAGCAGUUUCCAUGCUUGGGCACCUCCCAGUCUCCUGUUGGGACAACCCCACCCCCAGGAAGCUCCCGUCUGAUGGGGACAAAAGAAACAGAGAGCCAAGCGAACCCGUAAGUCAUUGGUGAGAACACACCACGACAGGAGAGAGAGGCUGGGCCCUGGCUGGUUUCGCUCAGUGGAUAGAGCGUCAGCCUGCAGACUGGAGGGUCUUGGGUCUGAUUCCAGCAAAGGCAUGAGCCUGGGUUGCAGGCUUGAUCCCCUGUGUGGGGCAUGCAGGAGGCAGCCAAUC